AUGCAACCGCAGAGAGGUCUUCGUCUGGCCCUGCCGCAAUUCCAGGUCCGGGGCGCGGGCCAUCGAUCGGGGCUGGGCCAGCUGGGGCUGCUGUCACGCAGCUGCCGCCGCGGGCACUGCUGCGGCAGCGGUCGCAGGCCAGAUCUUGCAGCCCCGCUAUCGCCCGUGGCCCCUCCACCCCCGACCCCUCGACACCUGCUGUCAACUUCUGGCCUCCCUCGUGCACCGCAACCCACCCUCACCCUCACCUCCUCCCUCUCCCACUCCCACUCCCACUCCCACAGAAGCUCUUUCAGGGCCAGCCCAGCUUUCAAGAUUUCGUCCCUCCGCACGGCCCAGAUUGCCCGCCACCUCUCGGCUUCUUCUUCUUCUUCCUCCUCCUCCUCCUCCUCUCCUCCUGUUCCUCCCACCAACCCAGGAAAAGAAGCAAGAAGACACCACGGCAACAUGUCUUCUUACACCACCCGCAAGGUCGCUGCCCCCUACACCCUCGAGCACCGCGUGUACAUCGAGAAGGAUGGCGUGCCCGUCUCGCCCUUCCACGACAUCCCCCUGUUUGCCAACCAGGAAAAGACCAUCCUCAACAUGAUUGUUGAGAUCCCUCGCUGGACCAAUGCCAAGCUUGAGAUCUCAAAGGAGGAGCUCCUCAACCCCAUCAAGCAGGACAUCAAGAAGGGCAAGCUCCGAUAUGUCCGCAACUGCUUCCCUCACAAGGGCUACCUGUGGAACUAUGGUGCCUUCCCUCAGACCUGGGAGGACCCCAACGUGGUCCACCCCGAGACCAAGGCCAAGGGUGACAACGACCCUCUCGACGUCUGCGAGAUUGGCGAGCUCGUUGGCUACACCGGCCAGGUCAAGCAGGUCAAAGUCCUGGGCGUCAUGGCCCUCCUGGACGAGGAGGAGACCGACUGGAAGGUCAUUGUCAUUGACGUCAACGACCCUCUGGCCUCCAAGCUCAACGACGUCGAGGAUGUCGAGCGUCACCUGCCCGGCCUCCUGCGUGCCACCAACGAGUGGUUCCGUAUCUACAAGAUCCCCGACGGAAAGCCCGAGAACCAGUUCGCCUUUACCGGCGAGUGCAAGAACAAGAAGUACGCCAUGGACGUCGUCCACGAGUGUGCCGAGGCCUGGGAGAGGCUGAUCACCGGCAAGACCCCAGCUGGCGGUGUCUCUACUACCAACCUGACUGUCAGCCACUCGCCCAGCCGUGUCUCCCCCGACCAGCUGCCCCCUAUCCCUGCCAACCAGGAGCUCCCCCCGGAGAAGAUCGACGCCUCGAUAGACAAGUGGUUCUUCAUCAGCGGGGCCUCGGCGUAA
Messenger RNA from Diaporthe batatas, 1317 nucleotides. RefSeq names its product inorganic diphosphatase IPP1. Gene Ontology annotation, molecular function: magnesium ion binding; inorganic diphosphate phosphatase activity. NCBI's taxonomy places the organism in Eukaryota, Fungi, Ascomycota, Sordariomycetes, Diaporthales, Diaporthaceae. The coding region runs from base 1 to 1317 and encodes 438 amino acids. The record is from RefSeq and is a predicted model, not a curated record. The transcript has 4 exons. Gene Ontology annotation, biological process: phosphate-containing compound metabolic process. Gene Ontology annotation, cellular component: cytoplasm; nucleus.